Molecule: messenger RNA, 399 nt
Organism: Lathyrus sativus (Indian pea)
Lineage: Eukaryota; Viridiplantae; Streptophyta; Magnoliopsida; Fabales; Fabaceae
Source: the annotation of a GenBank genome assembly
AUGGGUCCACUCCUCUUUCCGGAAACCAAUCUUUCACCUACUUUGCUCAAACCUCACGACCACCAAUCCAUUGCUUCCAAACCUCACAAAUCUUUUGCUGAAGCACUAGGAAAUGUUUGCAACAUCCCUUUUAGUCAACUUCUCAUUCCCUGUGUCAAAGAAGAUAUAAUCUCCAUAGCUAUACCUGAAGAUGAAUAUCAAUUGGGCCUUGACGCGUGCAAGCACAACUUACAUGGUAGAAUGAUCUGGUCCAAAGGAAUCACUCCUCUCACUGUCCAACAAAUUCGAACCAAACUUUCCAACCUCUUGAGCUCUAUGGAUAAAUGGGGUAUCACUUUCCUAGGUAAGGGGUUCUAUGAAUUUACUUUCUCUUCCUUGAAAGAUGUUAGAAGAGUCUGA